CUUAACGCAAGGUCUACUGUUUCAAUGUCAUUUGUCUAUUGGAAAUAUUUUAAUGUAGUUUUAUUUCGGUAGCCAGCGGUAACGUGAAUCUUAUAAUAAAAUAGUUACAAAAAAAAUAUUUAAUUACUGGUUAGAUUAACACAAUCGUCAAAUGGCUCCCAUUCCAUCACUCAAAGUACCGAUAAUAUGGGUUUUAGGUGGACCUGGUUCAGGGAAAGGAACUCAGUGUGACAAAAUAGUUGAAAAAUAUGGUUUCACGCAUUUAUCUAGCGGAGAUCUCCUCAGAGCCGAAGUUGAAAGUGGCAGCGAACGAGGAAAAGAACUAACCGCCAUAAUGGAAAAGGGCGAACUCGUACCUAUGGAAAUAGUUUUGGAUUUGAUCAAAUCGGCCAUAAUAAACGCCUUACCAACUUCCAAAGGAUAUUUAAUCGACGGUUAUCCGAGAGAAAAGGAGCAAGGUAUAAUGUUUGAAGACAACAUAGCUCCGGUAAACGUAAUCAUAUUCUUCGAAGCAUCGGAAGAUACUUUAGUUAAAAGGUUAUUGGGGAGAGCGGAAACAUCAGGAAGAGUGGAUGAUAAUAUAGAUACAAUUAAGAAGAGAUUGAACACUUUUAACACUUACACCAAUGCCAUCUUGGAUCAUUACAGCCUCAAGUUAGUGAGGAUCAAUGCCGAGAGAUCAACCGAUGAAAUUUUUCAAGACGUAACGAAGUACCUGGAUCCUUUAGUGGCUUAAUUUUCCAUAAAAAAAAAUAAUUAAUACCAACGUCAACUGUUUUUGAUUUUAAAGCAAUUUAUUUAUUUAUCGCAAAAUAUAUAUUAAUUGUUAGACGUUUGUUAUUUUACUCAUAUUCAUAUAUCAUACAAGAUAUUUUGAAAAGUAAACAUAACCUAUAAAUCUUGAAGUUGAUAACAUCAUAGUCAUUCUUAAUAAAAUAAAAUACUAAUAUACAGUGCGUAACAUCAAAUGGAAUGAAUUCAGUAGCUGUUUUCACGCCUACAAGUGAAAGUAACAACCCUUAAAUAAUCAAAUUGGAAGUAAGGGGUUGUGAUAUCUCAUUCUAAAAGUUAUUUUCAUCUCAAAAUUACUAUUGUUUGUAUUUUUUCGGCAUUUUAACGUUAGUCAAGACCUUCGGGCUAUUUGCGUCUAUUAAAACAUUCAACUUAACGCCCACAAGCUCUGCGAACCCCAUAACUCCCGUUCCACUAAGAUAAAAAGACCGCGGGCAUUAUAGAAGAAAUUUAUAUCGGAAACGCACUUCUUGUAUCCUGUAAGCGUACAAAAUGGCUACUGGGUAUAAACGUGAAGUGUAAAAUACGUUAUUCGCUAAGAUUGAGGUUAAGUCAUUAUGGAAGUUUAUGAAUUUACAGUUGCGUUUUUAACAUAACUAACUACAACGUUAGUUUCGGGAACGUGAAAAGUAACUUUUCUGGUUGCUAUCGUUGAAUUGCCGAUACGUUUUGAUUAAAUUCUACUUCAACUCGCUAUUAUUUGAUGGAUAAAAGGGCGCAACACGUUAUAUCUUCUAUAACGACCUCGGGCUUUGAGUGAAACGAUUUAGUGUGUUAUAAUUGUUGUUAAGAGGAUCGUACUCAUAGUGAUGUAUUUGUUGUGGUAAAAAAUGGAUGAGGCUACAUAAGGAAAGAAUGUAAAUAUACGUAUAAAUUUUACAGAAUAUUAUAUUUAUUUUUUCGUAUAAUAAAAAUUAAAAAAAAAU
Molecule: messenger RNA, 1718 nt
Organism: Diorhabda sublineata
Lineage: Eukaryota; Metazoa; Arthropoda; Insecta; Coleoptera; Chrysomelidae
Gene: Ak1
Product: adenylate kinase isoenzyme 1
Exons: 4
Coding region: 152-736 (194 amino acids)
Biological process (GO): nucleoside triphosphate biosynthetic process; ATP metabolic process
Cellular component (GO): cytoplasm; cytosol
Molecular function (GO): ATP binding; AMP kinase activity
Source: RefSeq, a predicted model, not a curated record